AUGAAAACAGAAUUUGUGGACAUCCCCUCCGCGAGCCAGCGAGAACAAAUUGUCAGGCACCCCAGGGGCCGCCCUCCCGGCUCCAAAAACAAUCCCAAACCGCCGCUCGUUAUAACCCGGGAGCCCGAGCCCACUAUGACCCCUUUUAUUUUAGAAAUCCCGGGCGGGAGCGACAUGGUCGAGGCCCUGGCCCGGUUCAGUCGCAGAAAGAACACGGGCCUAUGCGUCCUGUCCAGUUCAAGAAUCGUCACCAACAUCACUCUCUGUCAACCCUCCGUCACCCUGGGGGCCACCGUCACUUUCCACGACCGCUUUGAUGUCCUCUCCCUCUCCGCCAUGCUCCUCCUCCACGCCUCGUCGGCGAUCGCGAUCUCCGCCUUCGCCGUCUCACUCGCCAGCCCGUAG
Cajanus cajan (pigeon pea) is the source of this 405-nucleotide messenger RNA. RefSeq names its product AT-hook motif nuclear-localized protein 17. Gene Ontology annotation, cellular component: nucleus. The record is from RefSeq and is a predicted model, not a curated record. Gene Ontology annotation, molecular function: DNA-binding transcription factor activity; minor groove of adenine-thymine-rich DNA binding. NCBI's taxonomy places the organism in Eukaryota, Viridiplantae, Streptophyta, Magnoliopsida, Fabales, Fabaceae.